AUGCUUGCGGGUUUUCCGGGCUUCGACCACCAUGCUGUUUCCUUUCCUACUGGGCCUUCCGUCAGCGGCGUUGAGCACACUGUCAGCCGCCAAUGUUCUUUGGCAGUACGUAUGGCCCUGCGCAACUUUGUGCCACAGCCUCCUGGGCUCGGUUCCCUGUGGCACGUCAGCCGGCAUUACCUUAAGAUGACGCAGUUAGCAUUCUCUAAUGCUGCCAGUCUGUGUAUUAGUCCAAACCUGCCCAAGGACUUUAACCGCGGCUUCGUGGAAUAUGAUCCAACAACUAUCUUCCACUGCAGAGCUAACAAUCGGAUCGCGGACAACAAUAUUGUAUAUGCCUUCGCUAUGGUAGAGGGCCAUUACUAUAUUCGAAGGUGGACCUGCGACAUUUGUGCCAAAGGCUUUUCCCAAAAGCCAGCCCUGCAAACGCACAUCGAUUCUGUCCAUAAGCUCGGUCUUCCUCUCUACUGGAUGAUUUCGCUAAAGAACCUCAGUGAUGAUAAUUCUGCUGUGCUUUUUAAUUUAUGA
Molecule: messenger RNA, 528 nt
Organism: Dibothriocephalus latus
Lineage: Eukaryota; Metazoa; Platyhelminthes; Cestoda; Diphyllobothriidea; Diphyllobothriidae
Source: the annotation of a GenBank genome assembly